AUGGCUCUCCGUCGGCCCCUCUCAACUUCCUCUGUCUCGCCCCUCCUUAAGCCAACUACUAACUCUCGUCUCUCGCCGCAUCUACUCCGUAACCAGCUCAUUGUUCGUGGGGCCGCCAGUAGUGUCUCUGGCCGCCCAGGUUCCCAGACCCUCGGACACGCCGCGGAGAACAUCCGUGAAGAAGUCGGCCAGUCUGCUGCCGACCUUGCCAAGUCCAUCGCCGGCGGAAACGUUUUUGCGGACAAUGUAGAGCCCACCCAGCAGACAUUCCUUGGCAUCACGAACGCGGUCGCUCACGCAGUCCCAACUCCAUAUGUCGUGUUCGGUCUCGCAGGUGGUAUUCCGUACAUUGGCGCUUCGGGCGCGACCGUCUACCUCGCGUACCAGGCAGGCUUGGCUACACAGGGUUUGGUGUCCAACAUUGAUCCUGGUGUCGCCAUCACUGUGCUCCACCAGGCAUUGAGCCUCCAGACGACGUACGGUGCCGUUCUUCUUUCGUUCCUUGGCGCUGUGCACUGGGGCUUCGAGUUCUCCGGAUACGGCGGCCAUAAACAUUACUCGCGUCUGUUCUUGGGCGCCGCCCCAGUCGUGUACGGCUGGUCCACUCUGGCCCUUGACCCUGUGGGCGCGCUCAUCGCCCAGUGGAUCGGAUUCACUGCCAUGUGGUGGGCUGAUCUCAGGGUGACUGGCCUUGGAUGGGCACCCAAAUGGUACUCUCAGUACCGUUUCUAUCUGUCCAUCCUUGUUGGGACGUGCAUCAUUGGUUCCCUCGCAGCGACUAGCUACUGGGGACCUGUCGGCGGUCAUGGGCUCGUCAGCCACGACCUGAACAUGAUCCGUGCUGAGCGCAAGGCAUUGGCAACCGAAAAGGAGGGUACGGUUGCUGGGAAUAUCGAGGCAACUCCAGCGUCCGAGGAUGCAGACCGCUACGUGGUCGUGAAGAAGCACGAGGACUCUGAGGGUGAGCAAGCCAAGCCAGGGCAGCAGGAACAGCAGGAACAGCAAUGAGAGCAUUUUUUUUGACUUUUGCAUUGUCGUAACUGCAUGCAAGGACGUUCAUGAAUCAAUUGUACCAUGUACGAUAUGACACCGGCGAUACAUC
Molecule: messenger RNA, 1102 nt
Organism: Dichomitus squalens LYAD-421 SS1
Lineage: Eukaryota; Fungi; Basidiomycota; Agaricomycetes; Polyporales; Polyporaceae
Exons: 6
Coding region: 1-1008 (335 amino acids)
Source: RefSeq, a predicted model, not a curated record